Molecule: messenger RNA, 4736 nt
Organism: Polyodon spathula (Mississippi paddlefish)
Lineage: Eukaryota; Metazoa; Chordata; Actinopteri; Acipenseriformes; Polyodontidae
Product: intraflagellar transport protein 43 homolog A-like
Exons: 9
Coding region: 62-676 (204 amino acids)
Biological process (GO): intraciliary retrograde transport
Cellular component (GO): cilium; intraciliary transport particle A
Source: RefSeq, a predicted model, not a curated record
GCUGGGGACGCUGCUUCCGGUUAGGAAGUUGUUGUUAGCGACUAAACUGCAAAGAUUAAAGAUGGCGGAUAGUCUGGAGCUCGGAGACAGCGGCAGGAAGAAAACUGCAGCCAAGACGGGCCGUAGAGCACGUCAGUCACAGGAGCUUCAGCAAGAUGAAGCUGGAAACAGGAAAGAAUCCACUUCAGCAUCCGGUGGAGAGGGACCCCCAACAAAACCCCCUCUCCGCCAAGGAGGCUGGGCGGAUGACACCCCUGGCUCUGCCAAGUCUGGAAGAAGACCAGCGGCUGAUGAGGUUGAGGAUAGACGUCUGAGACCGCAAACCCCAGAGGGCUCUGACGAGGAAGGAGAUAUCCCAGUAAUCCCAGACCUUGAAGAUGUUCAAGAAGAGGACCUCACAAUGCAGGUUGCGGCUCCACCCAGCAUACAGGUUAACAGGGUGAUGACUUACCUCGACCUGGACAAUGAUCUCAUGAAACAUUCAGCUUUUCAGACAUUGGAUGGAGAAAUUGACCUAAAACUUCUCACUAAAGUGUUGGCACCAGAGCAGGAAGUCAGAGAGGAGGACGUUGGCUGGAACUGGGAUCAUUUGUUCACUGAGGUAUCUUCAGAGCUGGUGACUGAGUGGGAUCAAGGGGACAAGGAGGACCACAAACAAAUGCCCUUGCUUGCUUGAUUUUAAAUGAUAUAAAGUUUGAGUAACUUGUAUAAAUAUGCUGAAAAUGGGACUCUGCAUUUGCUUUCACAUUUCUGUCCUAAGCAGAGGCAUUUGCCACUUGAUACCAAAAGGGGAUGAUAACAAAAUAUUUUUAUAUAUCCUUAACAUUUGUGUGUGUGUGUAAUAAAUAUAUAUAUAUAUGUAGCACAUGUAUUCAUAUCUAAUUUAACCUCUUAAGAACGAUGUAAUUGUUUGUUUAUUUAUUUUUUAUAUGGUUGAUAAAGUAGAGUUGCUAUGAAUAAAUCUGCAUUUUUGGAUGGUAGCAGGAUGUCAGUGCUUUGAUUUGCAGUAUGUGCAGAGCCUGGCUUUCAAGCACAGCUGUAAAGAUUUGUCUAAAACAAAAGCUUGCAAGAAAACAGUUUUGGAGACAGCAGAAAUACAUUUUAUUCUAGUGUUCUGCUUUUCUGCUGCAUCUUAGCCCAAUCUUAUACAUGAUCAUUAUUUUGCUUUUGGAAUGAGGAAGGGGAUAUUGAUGUCCAACGCAAUGGUCCAGUCCUGAUAAAUGUUGAAGCAUUAUCUUCCAUUCUCCAUAGUAUGUAGAUUUCCUAAAGCUUGUACAGAACUAGAUCUGAAAAGUACAGUAACCUGAUGUGUAUAAACUUCAAGACACUCUUCCUGCAUUGGGUUUGUUUACAAAUGCUUAAUUAAUUCCUCCCAUAUGUUGCGAGCAGCUGCUGUGGUGCCCUCUUCUUGCCCCCUGCAGAGCAGUGCAGUCACCAUCCAUGUAGAGACAACCUCUAGCUGUCUCUCCGGAGGUAGCAGCAUUAGCAACUUCAGUGCCGGCAUUUUACUGAGAUUUUGUUUUCUAUGCAGAGGAUGAUAGAGCUGUAGCAUUUUAGAUGAGAUUGGAAGCAAAACCUUCUGAUCAGAGUGAUGGCGUGCCUUUGCCGAACAACCCCCAAGCCAGCCCACAGAUUAAACUGAGCCAUGGUUUGGCAAGUACCUGGUUCAAGCUCUUUUAACUGACCUUCCUUAUUUAGACCUGCUUCUCCACCCCAGUGCUAUGGAGCUUCUGUAGUUGAGGUACAGUUGUAAUGAAUACUGUCAACUUUUAUAUAGCUUGAAUUGGGUGAGUUAAUGUCAGAAGCCAGUGCUUUGGAUUAUUCUCAGUUUUUUGCAUAUGACUUUGGAAGGAUAAUACAUUACAUAGAAGUCUUAUUUUUAGAACCUUGAAUAUAACAUUAAUGCAAGUCUAUACAUUGUAGAGAUUUGUGUCCUUGUAAUUGAGGGUGUAAGGUGUAAAUCAUUUAUGAUUUUCGUUUUUAGCCUUUGGAAGAUCCAGUCAUGAUGAAACUUGGGUAACUUGAGUCUCUGAAUCUGGGAAUGCAUGGAUGAACCUUUCUCUCUGUUCUUGUUUGUCACACUUCAGUUUUUACAUGUACUGUACAGCCACAGCAUGUUGGUCAUCCAUGAUACUGGUUUUGAGUUUAACGCAGUGGAGAUGGAUGCAUGUUACCAACAGUAUAGAACUAGCAAUAAACAUCUUGUUUGGGGGAAAGAUAAGUUAAAUCAUUUGUUUGAGGUUGAUAUCUAGAUUUUUAAAAACAUUCUUAACGUUAAAGCUUUGUAAAUAAAGCCUACUGUUCAUUUUUUUGUUCUGUUUAACUCCAGAAGGAGAAGUCCCACCGUUAGGGAUGUCCAUUGGUUUAAAUCUUGGAUUGUAGGCUGUGUACAAAAAUCUACCCAUCGUGCUUAAGAUCCUUCAUCUGACGUAAUUUUCUAAAUGCUCACUGCGUUUGCUUUGAAGAUCAGUAAUAUUUUUAGAGGUUCCGAAUGCCUCUGUGACUUGAUUGAAUGAUUUUCAAGCCAUUUAUAUUGCCAAAAUGUAUUCCCAAGUUUAAUACAGCAGUUUAAAAAAAAUGUUAAUAUUGCUCUUCAUUCAAUUAUUUAUUGAAAAAAAUGUUUAGCUAAAAUGCUUUUUUUUCCCAGCUAAAAAUGACCAGUAGUUGAAUAGGGCCCAAAGUUGUUUACAGACUUGGCUUCAAAAUUGGAGGAAAAUGAUUCUUUGAAAAUAAAGUAAUUUAAGCUUGAUUCCAAACAACAGAAAUAGCCUUGGCUCCUGCCCUCCAAUUUGUGAUUUUUAAUUUAAAAAAAUAUGUUUUAAUACAAUUGUUCAGUGGCCUUUCACUAAACAGUGUUACUCAUCAGCUAGGUAGACUUAUUUUAAUGCUUUUUGGUAGAAAGCAUUAAUUAGGACUUUGAAAUCAGAUAAUCUGUCUAGCUUUUUUAAUAUGUUAAAGUGCUGACAUAACUUAUAUAUCUUAUCUGGUCUUAAUAUCUAGCUUCCUUAUAGCCAAAAAGCAAUAAUUUCUGUUUUAUUAAAAAAAAAAAAAGAAAAAAAAAAACAAUCUUGAUCUGUAGAUAUACUGUACUGAUACAGUCUGUGCUCCCAGACAGAGUGAGGCGUGUGGAAAGAUACACGAUGAACUGAUGGUAUUGUCGACUGCUGUGCACAGAAAUGUCAGCGGCCUUGCUGUAAAUUCUUGACUAGGAGUUUCAUAACUUGAAAGGUGCCAUGAUCCCUAGUGAGGCCUCCAGCAACCCCCUUUGAACCUCUGAGGCAUUUACAUUGGGGUGGGCUUUCAUGAGCUAAAAUGAACCUUGUUAAAUAUAGAAGCCCUGUUUGAACCUCGGAGGCAUUUACAUUGGGGUGGGCUUUCACGAGAUAAAAUGAACCUCGUUAAAUCUAGAAUACAGUGUGUAAAAGUGCAAUUAAGAGUCAGAUAUCGACCACAGUGCAUUGUAACCAAGCACACUCCCCCAGCAGUAGGGUUUUCCAUUGCACAGGAAUAUGUAACACCAUAUAGAACAUUUCUGCAAGUUCAAAUAAAGUCUAGAUGGAUGGGUGGGUAGAUAGAUAGUGAUAUAGUUAUAUUAUGUAUUCGGCACUGAUUUGUAUUCAACCCUAUUUACAAAGCUUUGAGUCAUUUACAGGCUGUUAUGAAUGAGUUUGAUAUAUUAAUAAAACUGUUGUUGACUGAACAUUGAUCCUAAUUCAGAAAUUGCUGCAACUUGGCAUGCUUUUAACAUAUUUUGCCAGUACAUUUUAUUCUGUUUUUCUUUACUGAUAAAUUCAUUUGAAGUAUGAAAAAAUUCCAGUUGCAAUUUUGUUUCUUUGUAACUGUCAGAAUGAUUUUGCUAAUAUAUUUAUUUAUUCAGAAUGAGAAGUAGCUGCCAUUGUUAAACUGUUAUAUAUCCAACUGUUAUGUAUCCAUAGCCCUCGAUGAAAGCACCACUGCUUCUUUCUCAACAUUUUUAUUAAAAAAUUAUAUAGCCCCUAGGUAUGGUGAUCAAUAUGACUUUCUGAUAGAAAAAAAAAUGGUUUUGAAAAUCGAAGAUAAAACAGAUGGUUUUGUUGUACAGCUAAUUAUAAAUGCACCUUUUGUGAAUUCCUGUCACAGCUGCAAAGCACUUUAUAAAAAUUCCACCUCUGAACUGCUUUGUAAAUAGAGCAUGUUGUUUUAAGAUGAGUUGAAAGUUGAAUGAGAAAAAGCGGAAGUCUCUUCAAUUCUGUGUUGGUUUUAUUUAUUUAUUUACUUCAAUCUUCGGUUUCCCCCCAGGUGGGCUGUGACAUAAAAUGAGUGUGAAUCUGGCAGAUUGGAAUGCCCCAGGGCACCUUAGUUUUGUCAGGUUGUCAAAAGAGGGUUUAUAGAGUACAAAUGAACCGAGAACCUCAUUAUGUCCAUAACGGCAGCAUUGCAUACAUUUUUUUAUUUUUUUUGGUUUAAUGUGAAUUACUGGCGGUGGUGGACGCUUGUCAUGUAUUUUAUUUUUUCUUCUUCUCUCCUCAAUCCUGUACAGGCUCUUCAUUUUUCACAUGAGUGGUUUUCUUAUCAUUUCAGACCCUCUCUUGGCCUACUACUGACUUUAAGGCAAUAAAACACAAAACAUUUUGUAAAACAUGAACUGGCCCUCAGGCAGAAGGCCCUGCGAUGUGUUCUCAGAAAAUUAUGAUAAUAACUCAGACAACUCCAUUCUUUGGCAGGAGUUAAAGCAGUGCUUUCAAAAGGACAGGUCA